Drosophila suzukii is the source of this 1476-nucleotide messenger RNA. It is a transcript of the gene spict, whose product is annotated as magnesium transporter spict. Gene Ontology annotation, biological process: magnesium ion transport. Gene Ontology annotation, cellular component: membrane. Gene Ontology annotation, molecular function: magnesium ion transmembrane transporter activity. Lineage: Eukaryota; Metazoa; Arthropoda; Insecta; Diptera; Drosophilidae. The record is from RefSeq and is a predicted model, not a curated record.
CCACUCCCGCGAUUCAUUGUUGGCCUGUGACUCAGACUUCCAAGUGCGAAAAGGUGGACAGCAGGAGCGGAUCACAGAGCGGAUUAGCCAUGAACAGCGACGGCGAAGCCUCAUCACUGCAGAUGCCCCAGAUGACGGUUGGGGGCAUCCUCCCGGGGGAAGCCAACCAAUCGCCGGGCCCCGCCCCCCUUUCAGUGGCGGAGGCGGUGUCCAACACGGACUUCUACAUCGGCGUAGGCCUGGCCAUCUCCUCCUGCUUCUUCAUCGGCUCCAGCUUCAUCAUCAAGAAGAAGGCCCUCAUCCGGCUGAGCAGAUACGGCGAGGUUCGAGCUUCAGCCGGAGGAUUCGGGUACCUAAGGGAGUGGAUCUGGUGGGCGGGUCUUCUAACGAUGGGUGUGGGAGAAGCGGCCAACUUUGCGGCCUAUGCCUUCGCCCCCGCUUCUUUGGUAACCCCACUGGGUGCCCUUAGUGUGAUCAUUUCCGCCGUGAUGGCCUCCAGAUUCCUCAACGAGAAGCUGAACCUGCUGGGGAAGAUAGGCUGCUUCCUGUGCAUACUGGGAUCCACGAUCAUUGUGAUUCACUCCCCCAAAGAGAAAGAGGUCGAGGAUCUGCAACUUCUAUUUGACAUGCUACUGGACCCCGUGUUCAUCCUAUAUGUGAUUUGCAUCAUUGGCUCAACGGUGUUUGUGGCCUGCUUUAUUGCCCCGCGCCAUGGACACACCAAUGUGGUGGUUUAUAUCUUCUUGUGUUCCGGGAUUGGGUCCCUGACUGUGAUGUCCUGCAAGGCUUUGGGUCUGGCCAUCCGGCAGACUCUGAAUAAUGGAGGGAAUGUAUUCCUCACCUGGAUGCCCUGGUUCCUGAUCCUGGUCACCGUCACAUUCAUAGCCAUCCAGAUGAACUACCUGAACAAGGCGCUGGAUAUAUUCAACACAAGUAUAGUGACACCAGUUUACUAUGUGAUGUUCACCACCCUGGUGAUAGCAGCAUCUGCCAUCCUGUUCAAGGAGUUCACCCACAUGCGAUUCGACGAUAUCCUAGGCGAUGUUUGCGGCUUCCUUAUCGUAAUCACAGCUGUCUUUCUGCUCAACGCCUUCAGGGAUAUUGAUAUAUCGCUGAACGAUGUGAGGGGUCUGAUGCGACCGAAAAUGCAGCGGGUGUCGCAGUUCGACGAGGAAGUGCUGGUCACCAGCAACUCCAAGGAACGACGCCUGUCCUACGGAUCGGGGGACAUGUUCCGGAAGGCCUGACACAAGCAACGCUACCAGGUUUAGUUGCAUCCCCUGCAGCGCACGGCCUGAAAACAGGGGUUUACUCCGCAGACGAAGCAUUGGUCCAAAUAUCUGUGCAUAUCACUUGCAAUCACACAUCCCAUCCCCAUCUAUUGUUCCUUCGACCUUGUUAUCCAACAUUCGCUAGCAUAAGAACUUAGGUUUAGGUUGAAAUUAUAUUAAAAACGAUUUACUUAAACAAGAACAA